AUGUCGUCAACCUCGGGCGAAGUCUGCGAGCUUUGGAACGGCCAAGAGGUCGUACGAUGUAUGGGAUCAGCCCCGGUCGUGGAAUUUAUAUGCGUAUUACCCGAGGAUGAUGGAAGUGAUCAAGACGGACACAGGAAUUUCAAAAUCACCGUGAGGUCGCUGAAGGAUAAAGGGGAAGAAGAAUGCCUUGAUGAGAUAGAUCUAAACAUCAAAGACGAUUUACAGCGCUGGCGUUCGUCACUCCGCGCCGAGAGAGAUCCCGAGCAAAGGUCACUCGGUUCUUCGCCAAAAAUCACCAUAUUGCGGAAUGCUAAGUUAUCCGCACCAAACAUCUCCUGA
Messenger RNA from Parascedosporium putredinis, 339 nucleotides. The record is from the annotation of a GenBank genome assembly. NCBI's taxonomy places the organism in Eukaryota, Fungi, Ascomycota, Sordariomycetes, Microascales, Microascaceae.